This is a messenger RNA of Papaver somniferum (opium poppy), 2640 nucleotides long. RefSeq lists its product as uncharacterized. The record is from RefSeq and is a predicted model, not a curated record. Bases 348 to 2375 code for a protein of 675 amino acids. NCBI's taxonomy places the organism in Eukaryota, Viridiplantae, Streptophyta, Magnoliopsida, Ranunculales, Papaveraceae. The transcript has a single exon.
AAGACCCUGCAGAGGAAAUGUAGAUUAGACGUUUUUUUUCCUCCGUGGCCUGUUCUGACAUGGAAGAAGACCCAAGAGAGGAAAUGUAGGUUAGACGUUUUUUUCAGUUAUACUUAUUAACUUGGGGGGUCAUAUGUGUCAUCGUAAUAUUCUGACAAAGAAAAAAACUGUAAAAAGCAGCCUGGAAGAUGUUGAAGCAAACUUGAGAUCUCUUCUACUACUCUUCUCCUUUUCCUCCUCUCUCUCUCUUCCUUUGCUUUCUUCUUCAUUUUCUCACUCAUCUAUCUCUGAUCUCUGCAACUAAAAUCCAAACACAACUAACAAACACACACAUUAGUCUUCCUUCAAUGGCAGAUGAAGAUCAUUCUGAUACCCAACAGUUUGUUUCAGACAACCAUGAAAACCCAAGUAAGUUUAACUUUGGUUUCAUCUAUAAAGCUAUUAUAGUUUCCAUUGUUUUAGUCCUUCUUCCGCUUUUCCCAUCUCAGGCUCCUGAAUUUGUUAACCAAGCAAUACCAGAUAGAAGUUGGGAACUUGUUCAUCUUUUAUUUGUUGGUAUUGCAGUUUCUUAUGGUUUGUUUAGUAGAAGAAAUGUAGAUAAUGUUAAUGAAACCACCAGAGGAGUUGAAAACACUCAAGCUUAUAUGUCUAGAAUGCUUUCAGUUUCUUCAGUUUUUGAUGAUGAUUUUCAAAACCCUUCUCUGUCUAGUGAUGAUAACAACAAUCAUCUUGUGCAAACAUGGAAUUCUAGAUAUUUACGUGGUGAAUCAAAUGUUAAUUUAGUUGCACAAGCAGAUAACUCUGGUUUUGAUGAACAGAUUAAUCAUAGACGUAAUGUUAGUGUUCAACCUUUACUUUUACCUCUUAGAAGUUUAAGAUCUCAAAUGCCAGACUCACAUUUUAUCGAAAACCAGGAGGAAUAUAUUGAUGAAUCUGUUGAUAGAAAUGUUGUUAAUGGGGAGGUUGAUGAGUUGGGUCCUUUAGAUUUAGAUGAAAAGAAUGUGAAUGGUCAUUUUGUGCUUCCUUCUCCGAUACCAUGGAGGUCGAGAUCGGGGAGAAUGGUUAUGAGUGAACAAGUUAAUGCUUACCCUCCUUCCGUUGAAGACUCUGAACUCAAUCAGCAAAACUAUGAAUCAGUUCCAACACCAAUUUAUUUUCCACGGCCUAAUCAGACAACUCCUUCAAUGAAAUUCGGUUCUGGUUUACCUUCCAUUUCACCAAAGCUUCAAUCCGAAAACUUUGAAGUGACUGAGAAUUUCAAUAUUCCCAAGUCCCCUUCUCUUCCAAUUCAGUCACAGUCACUCUAUAAUAAUACUACUCAAAAUUCUUCAUUGGUUGCAUCAAAUUCAGUCAUUCCCAAGUCUUCUUCUCUUCCCAUUCAGUCACAGUCACUCUAUAAUGCUACUCAAAAGUCUUCGCUGGUUACAUCAAAUUCUAGUCCAAUGAUGGAAGAAUUUUUAUUAGAAAGAGAAACAAAGAGAAGUUCCAAAGACCAAAAGGAUUUGAGGAGGAGGAGGAGUAGAGAGAAUUUGGACCUACAAUUUCCAAAGCCAGAAACGAUUCAGCAAUCUUUGUCUAUUGUAUCACAUUCCGAUGCUACUACAAAUGGGUUUGCAGUAGUUAAGGAUAUCAAAAGGAGUCGUCAGAAGGAGUUGAGAAGGAGAAGUAAAGAAGAAUUGGGAUCCGAUUUUCUGAAAGCUGAGGCGAAGUCAAGUGAGAAAUCUUCGUUGAUUACAUUGGAUACUAGUGCAGCUGGAAAUGGGUAUUCACUUGAUGAGAAGGACAUGGUUAGGGAUGAUGAGAACUUCGGCAGUCAGAGUAGUAACGGAAAAGAGCUUGGGCUGAGUUCUUCGAAACCUGGAACCCGUGGUUCGUCGAAAGGAAAGUCUGUCAGGACAAUCCGAGCAAUUGAACAGGCUGCAGAGUCUAGGAGGGUUAGGGAAGUUAAUGGAGAUCAACUGGAUGGAAAGAAUAGCAUAAGAGCAAAGGAAAUUGAAGCCGUGCCAGUUGAUAAAAUGAGAAAAAGAGGAGAGGGGGCAGAUUCUUUGUCAUUGGGCAAUGGAAAAUCAAGUUAUGAAAGCUCUCAGCCUUCACCAACAUUCUCCAGACAUCAGAAGAAGCCCAAGAAGAAACUGUCGGAGAAAGUAAUUUUAGAGACAGAAGAGUACUCUGGUAGUGAACUUGACGAAAGACAGGGUGGUGUAGAUACUGUUUCAGACAACAUUAGUCAUUCUAAUGCAGGUUCAAAUGAGGUUGAUAAGAAAGCGGAUGAGUUUAUAGCCAAGUUUAGAGAGCAAAUCAGGCUUCAAAAGGUUGAAACAACGAGAAGAUCAAAUGGGAAGCAGCAUACCAGUACUAGAAUCUUAUCUAGGUAAACUAGGCUCAAAUUUUAGUCUGUUGUUCCAAAAUUUGAACAACAUAGAUUAGAAAUUUGCUGCUGCUUCUUUUGAGUUCAUUUUUUUCUUUUCCUUUUUUACAUUCUGAAUUACACAUUGGGUGGUAUACGAUCUCCAUGGGUUUACAGUCUGUGUAACCCCAUCAUUUUAGAUUAGAUGUGUUGGAGACCGGUGUUUCUUCAUCUGUUGUAACCGAAGGAAACAUAUAUUGAUAAAAGUCUGGUUGCUUCUAGUUGAGAAAUCA